UUUUUCAGUUGUUGAUAUGACAUAGUUACCCUUGUUAUAUGGUGGUGACAUUGGAAGACUGAGAAGUGGUUACUAGGGUUCAGUCGCAAUGAGCUUGUCUCUCAUUCAAGGCUAUUCCUCUGCCGAAGAAGACGAAUCUCACCAACCUCCCAUCCAUGAUUCCGACACCGACGACCAAGAAUACGCCGACCAAAACGCCGGCGAACCCUCCGCCGCGUCCCAUCCAUCUUUAGGAGAUAGAUCCAUCUUCGAUCACCUCCCCCCUCCUCCUUCAUCUUCCGGUCUUCCUUCUGCAUUCGACGCUUUCUCCGAAAUUCCAGGACCACCUCAAUUCCUCAACAAUAGUGUGGAUGAGUUCAAUCCAGCAAAAGAGGCUGAUCAACGAGGCUCAAGGAGGCAACGCAGGGAGAAGAAGGAUUUACCCACAGGUGCUGUAGUAGAGGCAAAAGCUCAACUAGUUGGGAUUCACGAGCGAGUAAGAAGUGACAUCAAUGGUGGCCAACCAGCAACACCAGCUGCCUUGAGCACACCAGAAGUUGUUAAGCGGGUGCCAACUGCAACAAAUCCUAAUGCUGAAGAUGCUGCAGAGCUUUUGAGAAUGUGCUUGCAGUGUGGAAUUCCCAAGACCUACUCCAGUGCGCGUGGAAUGGUCUGCCCUGUAUGUGGUGAUCGGCCUCCACCGGAUCCAAAUGCAGAGUCAAAGAAGAAAGGAUCAACUAUAAAAGAUAAGGAAAAAUCUAAAAGGAUGAGGGGUCAAUCAUCUCAUGCAAGUUGGAAAAGUGAAACAGAGAUGCAGUUAAGGCAACAUUUUGAUUAGCAUUAUCUGUUUGUACUUGUAGGCUAGGUCUCCUUUGUAUAAUGUGACAACAAGUUUGGGACUAUGUUGUUAAAUUAGCAAAGUUUGUUGUUAAUUAUGUCAACCAAAGGAAAAGAUCCUACAUAUGACCGGGCUUUAUGAUUAGAUAUUUUUUAAUAGUGAUUGGAGUUAGAUUUUUUUU
Messenger RNA from Vicia villosa (hairy vetch), 998 nucleotides. RefSeq lists its product as uncharacterized. The transcript has 4 exons. NCBI's taxonomy places the organism in Eukaryota, Viridiplantae, Streptophyta, Magnoliopsida, Fabales, Fabaceae. Bases 89 to 817 code for a protein of 242 amino acids. The record is from RefSeq and is a predicted model, not a curated record.